AUGAGCCAACCCGACCCCUCCAAACUCUUCCCUCCACUAGCACCUGGCCCUUCAUCAUCGCGCAUAUACUCCGGACAGCCAUCGAUGGUCGUCAGUCGGUCCAAGAAGAAUUCAACGGCUUGCUUACCGUGCAAAGCUGCCAAGAGAAAGUGCUCUGGGAAUGGAAAACCACCGUGCGAGGCCUGUAAAAACGCUGGCACUGCAAGAGAUUGCCAUUUCGACCCAACCCGCGAUCUGAGGCGCAAAAUUGCCGUCAAGAAAACGAUUCAAGAACUCACCGAUUAUAAAGGCCUGUUGGACACGCUCCUGACCACAAUCCGAUUAUCGCCGCAAGAAAAAGUCUCGGAGAUUGUCGACCUGAUCAAAAAUAAUGGUUCAAUCCAAGAGCUCGCUCAGGCCGUAGGUAGCGAUGCCGCCAAAUUUGCUAAUACCAAUUCAAUAGCUCUGGGGCACCAUGCCAUAGAAGAGGAUUUGGAGCACCUUGAAUUGUCAUUGAACAACAAGCCUUCCACAUCAACUCGAAUCUCGUACUCGCCGGAACAAGGACACCAGGAAAUGUCUCGAGCGGCCCUGCAUCCAUAUGCUCGGGUGACCUUGGAAAGUCUUUGUGAUAUUCCCCUAUUUAGGGUACCGGCAAAGCCAUGGACAAAAGUUACCGAUGACAACGAACUAGUGUCGCAUCUAGUUUCGCUGUACUUCACAUGGGACCAUCCAUGCGCACAAUUUGUCGAUCAGGAAAUCUUUUUGGACCAUAUGAAGCAGGGCGAUCUUUCCUCUGGAUUUUGCUCCCCUCUCCUAGUCAAUAGCCUUUUAUCAAUAGCCAGCACGUAUUCUGAUAGCCCUGGCGUUUUCGCGGAUCCAGAAAACGCAUUUUCUUCGGGGCAGGGUUUCUUUGAGGAAGCGGAACGAUUGUUGAAGCCCCAGGAGGGGGUUGCCACUUUGACAAAUAUUCAGGCUCUCCUGAUGAUGUGUUGUGUGUUGUCGCAACAGGGAAAGAGUAGUCGAGCCUGGUGGAUUCUGCGAGGGGCCGUUCAGAUGGCUCAGGAUAUGGGCCUUUUCACAGUUCCAAAGGUGGAGAAUCCAUCCGCGACGACACCCGAGAUGCAACGAGUCCGUGCGAUUACGGCGUGGGGUGUUUUCAGCUUGAAUGUUCAGCUGUCAACGAAGUUUCACAAGGUGGCCAACUUGGAUCCACCUGCCUCCAGGUUAAACGUGGGUGGUGACAACGACUUCGCUUGGACCCCAUACCCACGGUCAAACCAGAUAAAUUAUACCACAAAGCCCGCGCAGCUCCCUCGGGUCAGAGAGGGCCUAGCCAAGCUAACGGAAAUUCUGAACCAUGUGCAAGGACUGUUGCAUGACGACGAUAGUAGUUUUCAAGAGUUGACAAACAAAGCCCAGAAACCAUAUAUACUGCUGCAAGAGUUGCUGGAAAGCUGGCCGGACCCCUCCCAGACUGGAACAGUCCCAGUCCCUCAAAUUCUCAUUCUCCGUAUCAAAUGCCUCCAGGCAGGCAUGAAUAUGCUCGAAGUGUUGAUUGAGAAAGAUCAAGAAGGAGCCAUGUCGAUUCAACUAAGACAGACUUGGUGUGAGCAGGCCGAAGCGAUGGCACAGUGUCUUCGGGUCCAUCGCCAAUCGUAUGGGUUGAAACACGUUCCUAGUCAGGUCGUUGACGCGGUUCAAACGGCCCUCCGUGUCCUGGUGCAUCAACUGGAUGACACUGAAAAUGCAAAGAAUGCUUUCACAGAGAUCUGUCGAUUUGGAAUUGCUCUCAGUCAAAAGUUCCAACCCACGGCAGAGGCCAUUAAAGCGAUUCAGUUGCUUUCGCAACGCGGUGACGUACAACUGCCCAUAGAUGCCCUCGCGAUUCUGGAUGGCGUGGAGCUGAGAAAAGGGCAAGAGUGA
Molecule: messenger RNA, 1905 nt
Organism: Penicillium daleae
Lineage: Eukaryota; Fungi; Ascomycota; Eurotiomycetes; Eurotiales; Aspergillaceae
Product: putative C6 transcription factor
Exons: 6
Coding region: 1-1905 (634 amino acids)
Biological process (GO): DNA-templated transcription; regulation of DNA-templated transcription
Molecular function (GO): DNA binding; DNA-binding transcription factor activity, RNA polymerase II-specific; zinc ion binding
Source: RefSeq, a predicted model, not a curated record